Molecule: messenger RNA, 291 nt
Organism: Adineta ricciae
Lineage: Eukaryota; Metazoa; Rotifera; Eurotatoria; Adinetida; Adinetidae
Source: the annotation of a GenBank genome assembly
AUGGCGUCUUUACUGCUGAAUCUAUCUCUGUAUCAGCCAACUUUGAAAUGUAAACAAUGUUCAUACGUUAAAACCAUUGUUCCGCACCGAUAUGACGCGGACAAUCCGAACGAACUUCCAUGGCCUGUUGGUCUAUAUAUGGGUCCGCACGACCAAAUUUUUAUUGUCGAUAAAAUGCGUGAUCGAGUACUUCUGAUGGCUGCUCAGGAGGACGUCUACUCAAACGCUAUAGCUGGAGAUACUGAAAACAGCAAAAUUUAUGAUCGACUAUUCUGUCCCACCAACCCUUGA